AUGUACUCCUCCGAGGAGCUGUGGAACUCCACCGAGCAGGUCUGGAUCAAUGGAUCCGGAACAAACUUCUCUCUAGGAAGACACGAAGACGAUGAGGAGGAGGAAGGAGACAAGCAUCCUUUCUUCACGGAUGCCUGGCUGGUCCCUCUGUUCUUCUCUCUCAUCAUGCUGGUCGGACUGGUGGGCAACUCACUGGUCAUUUAUGUCAUUUCAAAACACAGACAGAUGAGGACGGCAACCAACUUCUACAUAGCAAACCUGGCCGCCACUGACAUCAUCUUCUUGGUGUGCUGCGUCCCCUUCACCGCCACCCUUUACCCCCUCCCUGGAUGGAUCUUUGGCAACUUCAUGUGCAAAUUUGUCGCCUUUCUGCAGCAGGUGACGGUGCAAGCCACCUGCAUCACCCUGACUGCCAUGAGUGGAGACCGCUGUUAUGUGACAGUCUACCCCCUCAAAUCUCUUCGGCACCGAACCCCCAAAGUAGCCAUGAUUGUCAGCAUUUGCAUUUGGAUCGGUUCUUUCAUCCUCUCUACACCAAUUUUAAUGUACCAGCGUAUAGAGGAGGGCUACUGGUACGGCCCGAGGCAAUACUGCAUGGAGAGAUUUCCCUCUAAGACACAUGAGAGGGCUUUCAUCCUGUACCAGUUCAUUGCUGCCUACCUGCUGCCUGUGCUCACUAUCUCUUUCUGCUACACUCUGAUGGUUAAGAGGGUUGGCCAGCCCACUGUAGAACCUGUAGACAAUAAUUAUCAGGUGAAUCUCCUGUCUGAGAGAACAAUCAGCAUCCGGAGCAAAGUUUCCAAGAUGGUGGUAGUGAUUGUGCUUCUCUUUGCCAUCUGCUGGGGGCCCAUCCAGAUCUUUGUCCUCUUCCAGUCUUUCUAUCCUAACUACCAGCCUAACUACGCCACAUACAAGAUCAAGACGUGGGCCAACUGCAUGUCCUACGCCAACUCCUCUGUCAACCCCAUAGUUUAUGGCUUUAUGGGAGCUAGUUUCCAAAAGUCUUUCAGGAAAACUUUUCCCUUCCUGUUCAAGCACAAGGUCAGAGACAGCAGCAUGGCUUCAAGGACUGCCAAUGCUGAGAUUAAGUUUGUUGCUGCGGAGGAAGGCAACAAUAAUAACGCGGUGAACUGA
Pelmatolapia mariae (spotted tilapia) is the source of this 1134-nucleotide messenger RNA. RefSeq names its product KISS1 receptor a (gene kiss1ra). Gene Ontology annotation, molecular function: G protein-coupled peptide receptor activity. Gene Ontology annotation, biological process: neuropeptide signaling pathway. Gene Ontology annotation, cellular component: plasma membrane. Lineage: Eukaryota; Metazoa; Chordata; Actinopteri; Cichliformes; Cichlidae. Bases 1 to 1134 code for a protein of 377 amino acids. The transcript has 5 exons. The record is from RefSeq and is a predicted model, not a curated record.